UCCUGAUUGCUCGGUUCAGCCCCCCGUUCCACCUAUUUUGUCCCGACGCUCGACGCCCGCCGCCGCUCAUGGCGUUCUCCCUCGUCUUCUCAAACCCUAGUAAGUCCUUCUCCUUCCCCAGCUGCGUCCAUCGCCACCACGUUAACAUUCCCCGCUCCGCUGUUCUCACUAACACAUGGCUCUCCCCUCCCUCCUCGCGUUUCUUUUCGAUUCCCAGCCCCUCGCCCCUUCCUAAACCAUGGAGCCGCUCCGGAGGUGCACUGAAAUGCUCCCUCCCCUCGCGGCCCGAGUACAUCCCCAAUCACAUCCCCGACCCGAACUAUGUCCGCAUCUUCGAUACCACCCUCCGUGACGGCGAGCAAUCCCCCGGCGCCACCAUGACCAGCAACGAGAAGCUCGUCGUCGCCCGUCACCUCUCCCGCCUCGGUGUCGACAUCAUCGAGGCCGGUUUCCCGGCUUCUAGCCCGGAUGACCUCGACGCCGUCCGCUCAAUAGCUAUCGAGGUCGGGAACCAACCCGUGGGCGAGGAUGGCCAUGUGCCGGUGAUUUGUGGGCUCGCGAGGUGCAAUAAGAAGGACAUUGAUGCGGCAUGGGAGGCGGUUCGCCAUGCGAAGAAGCCGAGAGUGCACACGUUUAUAGCCACGAGCGAGAUCCAUUUGCAGCAUAAGCUGAGGAAGACGAGGGAGGAGGUGGUGAACAUUGCGCGUGAGAUGGUGGCUUAUGCCAGGAGUCUUGGAUGUCAGGACAUCGAGUUCAGCCCUGAGGAUGCUGGAAGGUCUGAUAGAGAAUUUCUAUAUCAUGUUCUGGAGGAAGUAAUUAAAGCUGGGGCAACGACGCUGAACAUCCCAGACACUGUUGGGUAUACUCUUCCAUCCGAAUUCGGAAAGUUAAUUGCCGACAUAAAGGCAAACACCCCUGGCAUUGAAAAUGCCAUCAUAUCAACUCACUGCCAGAAUGAUCUUGGACUAGCAACUGCAAACACAUUAGCAGGCGCUUAUGCAGGGGCAAGACAACUAGAGGUCACUGUCAAUGGAAUUGGCGAAAGAGCUGGAAAUGCUUCUUUGGAGGAGGUUGUUGUAGCCAUGAAGUGCCGUCAGGAACUCUUGGGAGGGUUAUAUACUGGAAUUAAUACAAAACAUAUUUUUAUGGCAAGCAAGAUGGUGGCAGAGCAUACCGGACUGCAUGUACAGCCACAUAAAGCUAUUGUUGGUGCUAAUGCUUUUGCUCAUGAAAGUGGCAUCCACCAGGAUGGGAUGCUUAAACACAAGGGUACAUAUGAGAUCAUAUCUCCAGAAGAUAUUGGAUUAUCUCGUUCCAAUGAGUCUGGCAUUGUUCUUGGAAAGCUUAGUGGACGUCAUGCUUUGAGAUCAAGACUAUUGGAGUUUGGGUAUGACAUCAGUGGAAAGGAACUUGAUGAUGUUUUCAAACGCUUCAAAGAAGUUGCUGAGAAGAAAAAGCGCAUAUCCGAUGAAGACCUAGAAGCACUAAUAUCUGAUGAAAUAUUUCAACCUCCUGUCAUUUGGUCUCUCAGCGAGUUACAGGCUACAUGUGGAACACUUGGCCUAUCUACUGCAACUGUAAAAUUGGUAUCUUCUGACGGAGAGGAGAAAAUUGCAUGCUCAAUUGGUACUGGUCCUGUUGAUGCAGCAUAUAAAGCCAUUGACAGCAUAGUCCAGGUACAUGCAGUUCUAAAGGAGUAUGCUAUGAAUGCCGUAACUGAAGGCAUUGAUGCAAUUGCAACCACCAGAGUAGUCAUAAGUGGGGAUGAUAGCUAUACAUCGAUGCAUGCGUUAACCGGAGAAACUAUGCGCCGGACUUUCAGUGGAAGUGGAGCUUCGAUGGAUGUUGUUGUUUCGAGUGUUCGGGCCUACAUAAGUGCACUAAACAAGAUGCUCGGUUUUGUGUCUGCCAUGAGAGCUUCGAAGGAAAACACUGAAAAGCAGAACAUCUCCCACUGAGUUAUAUAUGUUGCCUUCCAGAGACCAGAAUGCGUGUUCCUUGAUGUACAUAUCUGGCUGGGUAUGUUUAAUCUUCCAUGAUCCGAAGCAAGACCUCUAGUAACUACUAGGGCUUUGCAAUUGUUGGUCAAAGGCCUUGCUAGUUGUUUUGCAUAUUUAUCUAAAUAUGGACUCUUGUCCACCAAAUUCAUUUCCAUUAGGACCUUAAGGUGGUGGUGCACCUAUCCUUUUGCUACCUCGAAUUCCCAUUGAUAGUUACAUGUGUGGCUACUUUGGUGAUUCCCGUCCUGUCCUCUUUUCUCAUGUAAACUUGGGAUGAAACUAUAGACCUUAAGACGAUGCCUUUAGAGAGUACAACUGUGUUAUUUCAUAAAGAUGGCAGCUACAUAAGCUCCAUUUGAUUUGCA
Molecule: messenger RNA, 2365 nt
Organism: Musa acuminata AAA Group (dessert banana)
Lineage: Eukaryota; Viridiplantae; Streptophyta; Magnoliopsida; Zingiberales; Musaceae
Product: 2-isopropylmalate synthase A-like
Exons: 12
Coding region: 69-1958 (629 amino acids)
Biological process (GO): L-leucine biosynthetic process
Cellular component (GO): chloroplast
Molecular function (GO): 2-isopropylmalate synthase activity
Source: RefSeq, a predicted model, not a curated record